Molecule: messenger RNA, 19480 nt
Organism: Spirometra erinaceieuropaei
Lineage: Eukaryota; Metazoa; Platyhelminthes; Cestoda; Diphyllobothriidea; Diphyllobothriidae
Source: the annotation of a GenBank genome assembly
AUGGAGCGCAACAAAUGUGUGAGUCUGCUUCAGGUAGCUAUUAGGGUCUCCACUGACACCCGAGAAAGAUUGCGUCAACAGGCCAAUGAGUCGGAAAUUCUACUGACUCUUGCCCAGAAGAGAGAGAACGAUCUCCUGAACAUGCGUAAGACCAUUAUGAAUUUGAUUUGUCAACGGGACCACAAACGCCAUGAAUACUGCAAAAUGGCCGCGGUGACUGCCAUGCAGGACGCCAAACGGGAGCAGAUGCGUCAGGCCAUAGCUCGCCUGAAUCUGAUGUUCAACCAGGCGGAGUCGAGCAUCAUUGCAAUGAAGAAGGCCUGUGAACGGAACGCUCGUAUAAGAAAUGAACGUGCUAUCCUGCUCAUCGAGCGUAAUCAAGAAGUUUACCUCCUACAGGUGCGUGAUUUUUGACCAAAUCGGAGUUUAGUCUACAUGCGGCUUCGAAAAUUCAUUGAGAAGACAAAUUAAAGACCAGCCAAAAGCCAGUUCCCCAUUAUUUUUCUGUGAUUGUCAAAGUAAAUUCUGUUUGGAUUAGUUGAGUAGGCUCUCGUGGCAUGAAGCUAAUUAUGAAUUCAAAGGUGGUACGAAAUCUUUACGGUGACGCUAGUUUCAAAGGCUUCCCUUUGAUGGUCCGUAUUCGACCCCAUGUUCUUUUGCUGGCCAUCAAUCCAAGGUUUCACUUCGCCUGUUGUUUAGGCCAAACGCAAAACCCACGCAGUGAAGUUAAACUGGUUGACUCGGUGCCUUUGACCUCAGAACGUGCUCGAAACGUAAGUGGAGCGCUAAGUAGGGUUCAAAAUUACUCAGGGAUUGAGAAAUUUUUUAAAGCCCAAAGGUGUCAUUUCUUCGAAAAGAAGUUAUGAAGACGUAAUUGACUAGAAAAUAAUUAAAGGAAACGAAAAUUUAGUGCAUGAUUUCUACAAAAUAUGUUUGGAAAUUCCAUAAAAAGUCGGAAAAACAACUCAAAAUUUCACUUAUAUUCGUUUGCCAUUCUCUUUGCCUCUGACUUGAAACACCCUAUCCGAUAGUGUUAUUAGCAAUGUUUGUUUGCCGUCGUAAAUCUCAGGUCUCGUGAAUUUUUGUAUUUAACAAAUCCAUAUGUUUUCCCAGUCUUCUCACUCCAGCUGCCGUACUCCAGUCCUGUGAGCUUUCAGAGUUGCUGAAGUGACAAAUAGAUUUCCUGCAAAGACACGAUCCAGAGCUCACACUUGUAUGGGGCAGUAUUAUAAAGUUGUUAAAGGGCUAAACUUGCUUUCCGAUUUUGAGUUGAAAGAUUCUUUAAAAAUCAACGUCGCUAGGGACAACCUUGUGGCUCCAUGUAAAACUCUGAGCCGACUACUUCUGGCAUCAGUAAUUUUAAAGCGUUGUUUUUACUCGUGAAUUUAAGAGGCAAUAUUUUACGGGAGUAGUUACUUGCCAUUACUAUUAUGGCUAAAUGAAUGAACUGGUCGCCAUUCCGCGGACACCAGAUGUAGCGUUCAAAUGUUGCAUCACAUUUUUUCUACUACGAAGUUAUGUCACUGAAUUUGCCCUACACAGUUCUAAUUAUUACACGGACCUUGGAGCUAUAAUUGAGCCACUACGCAUUUACUUUCCUCUUUAGUUUAGUUCGGACGCACUUUAAUGAUAUUAAAGCCUGUUCCUCUAAUCAGACCUAACUUCAGUCCCACAGUACCGGCUGCUAGCAAAAUGUACUACCUGAAUAGGUGGUAGGUCGGGCACGGAAAUAUGAAACCCUCCGUUAAUGCAGACGGCCUCGCGUUAGAUUUCAGUGGCGUACCUGUUCCGUUUUCUAACUUUAACAUUGAUCCAAGUAAAAACUCUCGCAACCCUAACCCUAAUCCUAACCCUCCUAACCCUGACUCUAUUCUAGACCAUCUGAAAUUUAGGGUAAGAUCACCUGUAAUUUGUGAAGUCCAUAUUCCCGUGUCUAGCCAGAUAGUAGACUUGAAGGCUGCAUUUUUGAGGGCUCCUAGAUCUCCUGGAUACCAUAAGGUUCACAUUUAGAAGCAGCCACUUUAGCAUGGAUCCAAAUCCUUUGUAAGAUCGAGUUAUCAUGUCAGUUAACAACCUCUUAAGCCACUACUGAUGAUGUGCCGUGAUCAAUUCGGGCGCGUCAUAUUUAUUCCAAUGAGUAAUGCCCUGAUCUUUGAGUAUCGGCCUCAUUUCCUCUUUCUUCUCCCUUACGACAAUGGAUUGUCGGAGUUAAGCCAACUGGGAAUGGAACUGAGUGAACUGGCUAAGCCGACAUGAAGUCGCCGCUUAUCGCAUGUCACACAUGCUUGUCCUGCACUCAGCAUGAUCGGACAUCAAAAAAUAGCACAACUCUCACGUAAGUGGGAUGUGUUCCUUCUCGCUUAUAACGGUCCGCUCGCCAUUAUAACACUGGCAAAUUGAAUCACAUACAUGCUGUAUAAGUAGAUGGUUGUCGUACAUACAGGCGUGGUUGAGUAUGUUAAUGUGCAGUCUAGGAGUGCCUGUGUGCGCGGGUAGGACGAGGUGUUGUAAGGCGGCCUGAACUGUUCUUUUAGGAAGGUUUUCGUAGAUCUGAUUUUUCCGCGGUGUGAUGAUACACCUAGGUGCGGGUCCGACCAUGCAGCCACCUAUGUCCUACUCCGCCUCCGGUCUUCUUGACUGUCUUGACACUGGGCCCAAGUGUAGGAGGAGAAGAGGGUCGGGCAGAUGCUGCGAAAGUCUACUACCACUAUAAGCUAAUUCACGCUCAAGUGACCGUACUUGCUUUACAGCAAGGCGAAGCAAGUACGGUGGACAUCGUCGGUUGCGGCGGUCGAGCUGUCAUGGGCACGUAAGGCGUGUGUGACGAAUCCAAUGCACUGGUCUAACCAGUCGCAGCGUGAUGGACUAGGCCGAUGUGUGUUCCAAAUGGGCGGUUGCAGUGAGGUCUAAUGGAAACUUUUUCGCAUUUCUGGUAGCAUUUGUGCUGGCAUUUGUGCGGGUGCCAACCGUUGGGAUGCUGAUGUUGUAGGAGCUGCUGUUGGCUUUGCUCAUGGUGGUGGUGGUGGUGGUGGUGGUGGUGGUGGUGGUGGUGGUGGUGACAUCGGCAGUUAACUUUUGUGGCGUUAGAAAUGGGCUGAUCAUAACGACCGUCGUGAAUCAAAAGAUCCUGACGGGACAGAUCCGUAUCUUACAUCUCAGUUAACAGUGCGGACAAAAUAGCGGGAUGAACCUUUGCAACUUUGGCCUGGCCUGGCCUGCCAAUCUUGUAUGAGAUUUUCGUAUGCCGUUUGGUUUACUUUCAGACGCCUGAGGUAGGUCUUUGGGGUGUAUUUUAGUGUCGCCUUUGUCCGCCCUGUCUGUAAGAACCCGUAACGGUGUCGCCAAAGAAUAGCCAUAUUUGCAGGUGUUCACCACCCAUCCUCAUAUUAUAACCGAUCCACCGCAAAUUGAUGUUCCUCAUUAAGACGUGAAUAAUAACAACUCCAAUUCUUUUCCGAGACUAGGUUUCCGGGGUGCCUUUCCCGGCACUCAACUCUUAGUAUUCACAGAGACAGUUGAGAUAAAGGAAGUUGCGCUUACUUGACUAGAAAUACAGAUCUACAAGUUUUCAGUUUUUUACCAAAUAAUCCCUGCAAGGGACACGAAAGUCGCUUCGCGAUGCCGUUCUUAAUAAUAAGCACGAUUCUAGUGUCUCACUGUUCUUCAUUUCAAUGGUCGCUCCAUAAGAAUGUGUAUCCGGCACUAACUUCACUUAGUUAUCCUCCUUGGGAUUUGAGGCCCCUGCGCUGUGCAUUCGUUCUAAAGCGACUUUCCAUAUUCCUGCAUGUCCUAAUGCAUACACAUCCGGAGGCAAAUAAAAUACGGUAGGGACUAAGUAUAUGCGCGAAGUAAGGAAAACCUAUGGAGAACUGCCUACUCUAUUUUUCAAAAGUGUUGUUCUGCAGAGUUUUUGGUCAAUCCUUCGUCGGCAGGAUGACAUUCGCUGACCUGUACCUCCCCGAGGAGUUGGUAUCGCCGAAAUGUCUACACUGGUUGAUCGUUCCACACACCCACACGUAAUUCUUCAGUAAGAGUUAACGCCAAUUUUAAAAGAAAGUAUGGCGCGAAAAGCAAUAAGGUAGUAAAAAAUACUCGAAAUGAUGGUAAAUGGAAUGCAUACGUCUGCUAGCAAAGCGGGAGUGUUGAAACGCUGGGGAAUUUGUUAAAAAACAGUUGGCAUUUUCAUACCCCGCGCAUAUACUUAAUCUUUACCUAGAAUACUGCAGCAUAAAUAGAUAAUUCUGACACUUUAUUAAAAGCAUCAACAAGCCGUAGAUUAGAAUGCACUGCGUUCGUGUAACCGCCAAGAAAAUGUACGUAGCUGCACACUUUGUGAAAGCAAAAACGUUAAGGGUGUAGUUGGCUGCAAAUUAAUUAUAAAAAGAGAUUAUUUGUAUUUUUUAAUAAAUACAGCUAAAUUUAUAAAGUUCUGUGAAGUUCUGAGAAGUCGACUUGGCAAAGAUGUUUUCAGUAACUCAUCAUCUGGCCAGUGCAAAUACAUGGAGAAUGAAUAAGCGUCUCAGGGGGUUAACCACACACUCCUCGUUCCCAGGCCAUCAGCACGGCGAGGUUUGCGUGUUGUGGUCACCAGGCUGAGGAGAGGGGAGGUGAAAGUACGGUCCAAGUCUAUGAGCUGAACACGCGGUGUGCAUAUGACGGUCAUCAGGGGUCACUAGGACGGCGUGCGAUCACAACCUGGAAUCGGAGUUGGCAACUGAAGAUGGAACACUUGCACCAACAACAACUUGACAACAAAGAGCUGGACUCGCUAGCCUAAUAGCCACCGUCUCGGCUGCUAGAAGCCUCAAAAGUAAUUUGUUGGUGUCCAGUAGGGAACUAGAAGUGCUUCUUUGGCGUCUACUCGGUGAUCUGUAUCGAUAAGAUGUGCGAGAAUAGAAUUGUCAUCCUCUGUAUUAUCGCACUGACCCGAUGACAAAUUACGGAGAAUCUGUAAAGGUCUCGAAAAUCAAUGAAAAGGACCCAUACCACUUAAGCAAUGGGACAAGGACGCAGUAUGCGACUGCAUCCAGGGAACACAAACCGGGUCAUCGUGUUAUACGGGUUUUAUGGGUGACGUUAGCCAGUGGAAAAGAGAGCCUGAAAGCAUGUCGGCAUUCGGAUAAAUGUUGAAGGGACAUACAGCUUCCUCGCGCCGAAUGUCUCUAAAGUUACCUGCAAAAGACCACACGUACCAGGAACCCUAUCCCCGAAGAAUGAUUGAGGUAUUAAGAUAUAUAUCCUUGCAAGGAAAGGUUAAGUAUUUUCGCAGUUAUUUCAGUUUUUUCACGAGAGAAACGGAUUAGAUUCUAUCUAGUUACGAGAGCUUCUGAAACGUCUAUUACAAAAAAGACGAGGACACCAUAUGCCAUGAUGACUUGGGUUUUGUUCUCUGAAUGGGGUUGCACGCUGCGCCUCUGCCGGUUGCUUUCCGAGUGGUCAGUUUGAAGCCAGCAUAUUAUCAGGUAGAAAUAUACCCACGUUAACGUUCACACUGAUCAGCGAAAGUAUGAGGAUGCGCCAGACUUUAUUUUUAGCGUCGAUUACAAUCUGUAAAAUUCGCUGGAUGCAUACUUUCAUAGAUAUCAGACUGUCCGAUCGGUUCGUUGAAUUCUCCUCUCCGGUCUCUCUGGUGAAAGCAAAAAAUUUUAAAAAUCAAAAAGUUCAAAAGCGAUGAGCAAAACGCACGUAUGGAAAAAUCCGAAAAAAUGUCUCUGGAGACAUGGACUAGUUGGUAAAAGAAUAAGACAGGCGGAGCGGAUUGUAGAGGAAUAAAAACUCGAAAGGUAAGAUAACCGACAUUGUCAUCCCUCCGAAGAGAGUCGUGAUUAACGGAACGAAGGAGGACGAAACGAAAAACGGAAAACAUGCGUCGAAAGAAGGCGACGGAGUGCUCAGUGGAAACGCCAUCAAACUAAAGCACAAAAGGCUCCUUAUAAGAUUAGUUCACCUUUUGUUUUUUUUUCAAGUAUUCCUCACUUUUCUGCCUUACUGUUUGAAAAAAGAUACAAACUAGACCAUGCUUGUGGCUGGUGAGAUAAUAGGAAAUGUCUUACUGCUUUACCACGGAGUUCUUUUAAUUGGCUCUUUUAACUCAUCUGGAAGACGAGCCACGGAAAUUUCGCAUACAGACCAUAAUUAUGUAUGAAAUUAUAUUGUUGCGCAGCCGCCGCCGGCAUGAUCACAAACUGGUUUUGCUUGUGUUAUCGAUCGAUUACCUCCUCCCUGUAGGCGUUCUCGUUUGGGUCCUGGCAACUCCUCCCGUCAGUGUCUGUCCCACUUUUUUAAGAUCCCCUAAUUUUGACUCAAAUUUCAAUAGCUUUGCGUGAGGCUGAGCAAAGUGUCGGCUCGUAAAGAGAGCAGAAUUUCCUUACAAUAUAGUUUAGGUUGCUGUCGGACGCCAAAAAUGGUCAGAAAAUGACUCUACCACAACUAUAAGGCCACUCACACUGUGGUUUCGCUGCGUGAAUCCAUGAGGAUAUAUCAACUCCACCUUAUUUGUGAAUUUAAACACAACUUUUAUUCAUUCGCAAAGGUCACCGGCUGAGCAGAACGUUCUGGAUCCAUGGUUGAGCAUCCUGCUUUUUCAAUCAAAGCGGUGGUACUUGUGGAAGCUGCAGAUCAACAAACAAAGGUGAAUGCGUCAUGAUCCUGCCGACUAUGCCCUUUAGAAACUCGAUUAGACCGAGGCAUAUGGCAUUCCCAUACCACAGGUGACCAGCGCUAAAUUCCAGGGGAGGGACAUAUUCCCGUGUACUAGCCUUAACCCUAAAUCUCCCGGCUCUAGCCCCAAUCUUAACACUAACUUAUAAUGCUGGCGCUCCUUACCCUAACUUCCGCAAAAUUCAGGACAAGGUCACUUGUAAUAUGGGAGGCUCAUAUUCCCGUGCUAAACGGAAAGCUCUGUCAAAUCUCGCUCGAUAGUGCGCAUGCUACCGCUUCUAACAGAUGCCUCGCAAAGUACUGUUCCUUUUGCCUGUGGUGUAUUUCUCCUCUGUUGCCCACUGGUUUGUUUCUAAAUAUGGUCAUUUUCAUUAACCGAAAUGCCGCUAUUAACUAUAGCUGUGAUCCCUUCAGGAGUCGUCCGGUAUUUCUAUUGAAUGCAGUGCUGAAAUAUAGCAUCGCCUAAAUUCCGUUAUUUGUACUCCUGAAGACAUUUGCAAAAGGCAAAAAAUGACUAGUGUUCGUCAGUUUCGGAAAAAAAUGAGUUAUGAGUAUUACUAGCAUGACUGUCUUCACUUUAUUGGUCACCGGUAAGCGGCGUCUCAACCUGAACACGAUGUGGCAUUUAUAUUACGCCGCAUUCCCAGUCUACAUUCGAAAAGAUGCUAAAAAUGUAGGCAGCCUAAUUCUUGUGGGGUAGCCAACUUUUGAUCCUUUUUACUACUUGAUAGUAUCUUCAAUUAUUUUGUGAUAAAACUUUGCUCCAGCCAGGAGUUAUCACUUUUAACGCUCUGAUGCAAAUAAGCGGACUGACAUGCAGAACUACCAAAAUCAUCGCGUCAGAACACAAAAUUUAUUGCCCUCGGGACCGUGAAUCAAUGUGGUUAAAACUGAGGAUGCGUGGCACACCAAAUCUGAAUUUUCUGACCGUAUACUUGCCGCCCAAUCAAACUGCUGAGGUUGACGAGGCGAUGUUUGGGUUAAUUAAAGAGGUCACAAAACCAAGAGGUACUGAUAACCGGAGACGUCGACGCGCCCAUGGACGACUGGAACAAUUUAUUAGUAAACGGUUGGCGAAAUUCCUUUGAUUUCAGGUUCUUGAAGCUAACGGCUAAUCUCUUUCUGGUACAAAACGUCACGUUCCCAACCAGAAUCAGACAGGACUAAAGAGCAAAUUUUCUGAACCUCGCCUUACAAAAGACCCAAUUAGCCCUGGCGAACUUAGGUCCAUAGCACCGCUCGGCAAGAGUGACCAUGUCAUGCUGUUUUGAGAAUACCGCCUAUGCAGCCAACAAGUGAAUACGACUGAGACUCUGCUGAAUUUCUGGCGAGGGGAUUUUGCCGCCAUGAGAAGGAAAUUAUCAGCAGUGGACUGGAAUGAUGUUCUUUCCGGACAUCCCUACGUUGAUUAGGACACUCUCAAAGAAGUUGUAACUGGUGCUAUGCAUCGAAACUGUCUGACAAAGAGAGUCUAAAAGACAAAUCGUUCUACCUAGUUUACGCGAGAUAUAAAGGAAGAGGUAACCCGUAGGAAUAAACUUCGGAGUAGGUAUUUAACAAUAAAACAACCUUUACAUUAUGAACAGUUUUACCGAAAGAGAAACGAGGUAAAGUCAACUAUCCGCAGGUCGCGAAAGGACUAUGAAACGCAAGUUAUGGAACGGGCCGUUUAUAAGCCAAAAGUACUCCCUAGUUACACCAGCAGCAGGGUUAAGAACAAAGAGACGGACUCAGUUUUGAAAGGAGAAAACAAUGAGGGUAUCAUCGAAGAUGACGUUGAAACAGAACAUCUUAGUCGGUUAUACGCAUCUGUUUACACCGAUGAAAUGGACUUUGAAGAGGCUGGAUCGCCUACUGAAACAAACGACACAAUAAUGGAAAGCAUCGGCUUCACAGAAGAAGGUGUGAGGAAGGAAAUUCUAGCGCUUAAGGCGUGUAAGUCUCCGGGUUCGGACCAAAUACCGGCAAAAGUCCUGAAGAAGCUGGCUUGCGAACUCACCAGACCGCUACCGCAUAUUUUUCAGUCGUCCUUUGACUGAGGCAUUCUCCUCUCUGGUUGGACGGUGGCGAAUAUAUAUCUCAUUUACAAGAGUGAAUCUAGAACAAAAGCAAACAAUUAUCGGCCGGUGAGCAUAAAGCGCAUUCGUUGCAAAGUUAUGGAGUGAAUAGUCAAAAAGCCAUUAUGAAGUUCCUUGAAGAAAAGAAUUUCUUUGAUAGUUUCCAGCGUGGUUUUCGAUGAAAUCCCUCCUGCUUAACUAAUAUCCUCUGUUCAAUGAAGCAGUGAUACCGCCCGUUAGACGAAGGAACAAGGUUCGAUAUCGUUUGCAUCGAUUUCAAGAAAGCCUUUGAUAAUGUCCCACACCAUCGGUGACUUUACAAGAUUCAAGAGUCUAGGAUGAAGGGGAACCUAUUAAAUUGGGUAAGGGACUUUCUGGCUGGUCGAUCACAGUCUGUGUGCAUUGGCAGCGCGAAGUCAAUGCCAAUGCCAGUUGUGAGUGGAGUUCCCCAGGGCUCUGUGCACUGACCAGUACUGUUUUUAAUUCACGCCAACGACUGUAUUAAUUGACUGGACUGCAAUGGAGUCAUGUUUGCUGAUGACAUCAGGUUAUGGCGAACGAUCGACGGGGAGAAUGAUGGACGGACCCUGCAAGAAGGACUGAACCGUCCAUAUGAAUGACCCGAAAAAUGCCUGCUGAAGGCAGAAUAGUAUUACCGACAAAGACAAGGGAGACUGGAAUGGCCAUUUCUGGCUUAUUAACCGUCGUCAGCCAGCCAUACUCAAGCCCGAAGUGUGGAACACCCGAGCCUCGAACUCGCUGGCCAAUGGAAUAUGAAAUGCAAGCGCGACGUCCCUGGCUGAAAAAAGACUAUAAGUAGCUGGAAAGAGUUCAGAGGAGGGCGACCACAAUUGUAAAAGACCUCAAGACUUUACCUUACAGCUGCAGACUUGAUGAGCUUAACCCAUUUCCCCUUGAGUACAUGCAGAUCCGAGGAGAUCUCAUACGGGCGUACCGGAUUGUGAGGAACCGGGACUGUAUCUUGCAAUUCGAUGGUUUCUUCGCCUUGACCACAACAAUAAAUCUCCGUGGGAACUCUCUCAAACCUUGAGGAUCCCGAUGCCACAUCGACUUUCGCAGGUACCCUUUUUCGCAGCGAGUCGUCUGUGCUUGGAACGGGCUUCCCGAGGAAAUGAUAGUGGCGGAUUCCACGGAGACAUUUACACAAAGAAUAUAUGUAUAUUUGCGUGAAAAAUACCGCUCAACUGGACAUAACAGCUCUGUUAUACCAAACCAACGCCUUGAAUACACCUGCCGCUACUGCGGAUGGCUUUAAUAUCCUUUUACCAUUAUCACCUGCGACUGAGUGUCCUCGAGUUUCAGCCCCAUAGCAUGUAAAAUAUAUGUUGCUUAUAACAUUUUAGUUAUAUGUUUAUUUAGCGGUAAAAUUGUAUGCGCCGUUUUCAAUAGGGUUUUCAAAGGCAUUUCCUACUACCCUUAAAACAUACUGACUUAUACUGGCCUAAAAACAGGUGACCCUAACAGUGUGGGGCGGAUUGUAGUUUACACAUGUUGCAUUGUUUAACACGGUGACUCGUGUUUCGCCAAUAUUCUGCCGCUGCACGAGUGUAGUAUCGUCACUCGGAAAGGUCCAUCCGCACGAUCAACCUGUCUAGCUGGAAAUUAGGCCCCGAAAUUGUAGAAGAACAUACGUAUACCCGACUAUAAAGGAACGGUAACUAUUAUUUAAACAGCUCGGAACGCACAGUCAUGCUCCUUCAAGGACUUUCCUUCUCCAAACGGAAUGUCAUCCGGUUAUGCCGAGUAAUUCACGGUUUGAACGUCACUCCUUUCGACUUCUGAAUUUUGUUCUUUCGUCGCAUUCAAAAUGUUUCUUUUUCUGGGGACAACCACUUUGUCCUUAACUGCACUAAUAUAUGGUAAACAUCUGGCACGACGGAUUACUUUAGAGACAAUUAUUAUUUUCCCAUCGUUUGACUCAACCAUUCUCCUUUUUCGUGCACUAGAAGCCAGUUGUACCGAAUACCAAUGACAGGUGUCCAGCUUCGCACAAUAUCGCGUCUCAAAACCCUAGUAGGACCGUCCCACCUCCCAGCAUUUAUGACUGAUUGAACAGUCGCUGUUGAAACUCAUUACUUGUAUGCUGUCUGUGACCUAUUAGGAUGUUUAUGUUUUGGAACCACUAGAAUAAUUAAGAACUUGUGGAACAUCAGCCGAAUAUCAUCUGUUUGCUCCGUCGAUGAUUGCCUGUUCAUUAAGAUGAUGCUAACAGUCUUUUUACGAAAAAAACGCGUGCCUCCUUUCAGGUAAGGAGGAGAUAUCGGGCCUAAAGUUCAGGCCACCUUCCCAAGGUAUCACUGGCUUUCGUCCUUGUAAAACCAUCCCUGCCAUAAGUCCAGACGCACGGUGUACCUUUGAACUCCCGCGAUCAUUUCUGGGUCACUUUUACAUCGCCAUUCAAUUAUGCCCUAACUCCAGGCUGAGCAGACUCUGUGUUCCGUCUGAAUCUCGUCGGCAGUUGUGGCAAACGCUCUUUAGCAUGGGUCAUGAACUCACACCCACUAGGCUAUAAUCGAGCCAUAAAAAGCCUAAAAGUGACUCCUAGCAACCAGACAAGGCAAGUGUAUGUUAGAUAGCAGGUGAAACAUAAUAAUGCUGCAACGGGUGUCCCUCCGUGCGAGAAAUCCCAGAAAGGCACCGAAUUCUGAAUCAAAAAAAUCACCAGGAGCUCAAGACGCUCAGGUCAGAUGUUAAAAACCUGCAAUUUUUUUCUUAGUACGCCUUUUGCAGGGCAAAUAUCGCUCGACCGUUGACAGCCAGUGGGCUGAAGAGCAAAGACGAUUCUUGAAGUACAUUUAAGUAAAAACCGCUUUUCAAGACUUCAUGACCUAAGGGGAUUCGCUAUUGCAGUACAACAGGUGAUGACGGCGACAAUUUCCGAUGGUCAAUGGGGAGUUUGCCGCCACUUACGAGGCAAUUUUUGGUCUGAUUUUUUGAGAAACUACUAUCUCUCCUUCCAAAAUUUCUUCUAUGUGACAAAAAAUACCUACUUGCACCCUCUAACCAGAUUCACGUCUACCAUUUCCUCCGUGGUCCUAUUAAAGGAGCGAGAAAAGGCCCAAGACACGGCAAUGGCAGCCGCUAAAAUGGCGCUCCGAGGUCUUGAGGACGAGUAUGCCUGUUCACAACUGUACCUGGACCAGGUUAAGCGGUUCGUUCAUCUGGUUAAGGAGCAGGUGCCACACAAGAAUCGCCUCGAGGGCACGGUUCGGGGACUCAUUCAGCAGGUAGGCCACCUCCCGUCCCACCUCUCGCCUAUCCUUAAAUCCUUUUUCAGCCACUGGAUCGAAUUCGGACUAAACAUCAGGGCUGGUUAUGUCUUUGCAAUUCCGAAUUCUUAGCGUCUAUGAGUACAGUCCCAAGUCCAUUGCCUGCAUCAUGUCGUUUUGUCCUGUUCGCUCACCGCGAAUUUUAAACUACUUCCCGUAGUUCGUUUUAACUGAAUUUCAAAUGCCCUGUAGCCCCUUUUUUUGUAGUAAAUUUGGCGAGUCUUACUAGUCGCUCAUGUCAGACGAACGCAGGGUAAGCGAACUUUAUGAUGGUCAUGCGCGCACUUCGACGGUCGGACUGAGGUAAAAGUAUUCCCAUUCCUACCUUUUGCUUUGAUUUAAGGAAUAACGAUACUUCUUGUCGGAGUAGGUCUGCUUUCAGUUGAGCAUAUAACAGACCCCGGCACACCAUAAGCCCUGUCUUCUGCAAAACCAAACCCCAGGUUCCAAGGCACUUUUAGCCGUUUCCAGAACUGACUUUGUUCCCACUGGAAUGUGUCAAUGCAGAGGAACAGUGGCGGGUGAUCGAGAUGCGUGCAACGCUGCAAGUACUGCCUUCCAGUAAAUAAAAGCGACAAUUAGUUUUAUCAUGCUACUCUUCCGUGGGGACGAGCGGCAUGACCCAGCAAGUUCACAUUAAAACUGUCUAUUAAUUUUUCCGAUAUAAUUCUUUCACACUUCGCCCAUUAAAUUAAUAGUUAAUUUGAGCCCCUUUACAAGAAUCAGCUAGCUUAGGCUUCCUAAGCCUAUAUGUGCUUAUUUCAUUUGGCAUGCCAGUUUACGUCUGUAGGUCUAUCCAAUAUUAGUAGAAUAGAUACCGACCAAAAAGAAAAAAGAGUUCAUCCUCUUUCAUCUUCUCGGUUGGCCAUCAAUCACAAUGUUGAAAAUCUUACCUAUACUUAAUAAACUCUAGUUCUGGUAUUUAACCCUUGCACUCAGCGGUUUGUUGUCGGGCAUUCCUUUCAAAGAGACUUUCGGGUAAUUAUUGUUCUGGACUACCAUACUGUUGGGUGGCAUAAAGUAGACGAAAAGUACAAAAUAUACGAUGCUACGAAACACUGUGGCAAUUUAAAUUUAGAUUUCAAACAGAUAUCUGUUGGGACUGAGGGUGUGUUUAUGUUUUCGGCAGGAAAUGUAAGCCUCCAAGUUCUCCGAAUAAUCUUUCAGAAAAGUAAUCAUUUUGUUAUAUUUCGUGAGUUUUUCAAAGAAGAUAAGUUCUUUUCGUGGUGUGUACAUCGUUUUAACUCCCAAUCAUGCGUAUUUACCAGCUGGGUAGCAAGUGGAUUUCACCUUCAGUCCUAAAAUUGUCAAAUUCAUUUUGAAACUUUAGGAGAAAAUAAGCGAACAGACAUUAAGCAAAAAAGACGCAUUCUUUGGUGUCUCACUGCUGACUUCUGAAAAAGAGAAUGACCUGUUGUAAGAGAAAGGCUGCUGACUACUCCAGACUAACCAGUUCAUCACCAUUCUCUUUCAGGUGGUAGAAUGCCCGAAGUGUAAUAAAGACACUUGUUGUCCAUAUAAACCUGGCUUGCCUUUUGGUCCCGAGAAGUUUCCCGUUGUGGCAUAAGAAGCUGAGCCCAUGAACAAAGCUGUUGACUGGCACGACUGUGGUAGUUUGGAAAACGGGCCUUGUAGAUUAAGUGUGAGUAAAGCCCCAUUUUCUGCAACCGCAAGUGUUUAACGCAGAGGUGCACCCAGGUCAGAAUUAUGAAGACCACUUACUGGUUAUUUCGCAUUCAGCUUUGUACACCGAAUAUGUAUUGGUUUACUGAUUUUGGCCGCUUUUAUUUAUUAGGUCUCAAUACAGCGAUGCCUGCCACUCGGCAAUAACGCCGAAGCCUCCUUAACCAGGCUGAACCCACUUCGAAAAAAAAACAGGUUAACUGGCAGGCAAUUUAGUAAUAAAGGACUGUGAGCCCUACCUAGCUGCUAAACAGGGCUGAGAUCGACUACUUAGGCUAGUUUCAGUCCUUCAAACAGUCUUCCGCAAGUCCUGUCUGCAAGUAGAUUAUUCUACCUCUACCUCAGCAUAACAUGACCGUAAUGAUAACUGACAGUAAGACUUAUAAUCCUGUGUUUGGUUCUCCGCAGUUGUGGCUGUCCCUACUAAAAUUCGGCUAUUGAACGCUUGUCAGGCUGGUCUGCUGAGAACAAUUACUCGGAAUUCCAAUUCGAAAAGCCAGCCACCUAAGUUCGGAUUCUGAGCGUUGAAAUAGCAGCCUUUCAGUCAGCUUUUAUACCUAUGAGGAGCAUAUUUAAAGGCCUGUUGUGUAAAACGCGCGCCUACAAUUCCAACGUGCUACUAAGGUUGCGUUCCCAAAAUUCGUUGAUUUUUUGCUUUAGAUGUAGUAGUUAGGUAUUGCUUGAAGACUAAACUAGAAGUAAUUUCACUGCGGCAAGGUGUUUCGGGAGUCUGACGGAAAUAACUUUGUACAAAGCGUUUCCAUACACCACGAGAAUCGGUGGUAAUUCAAGGCGCCACCGUGUUUCAUAUUUUGAGCGAUAAAUAAUUUGCGAGCGUCAGUUCGGUAUUCCGAUACCGCAUACGAUGACGGCUUUGAUUAAUUUACUUGUUCAGACUAAUGAGCGGGAAAAUUUCAUGGAAGUGGGCCUGUUUGUGUCUGCCUUGAUACAUUUACCUGAGCGUCCUGGCUCGUACACCACAUGGCUGGAAAUUCUUUGCAAAGCUCAUCAAAGAAAUCGUAGUUUUUGUCCACCACUGAUGUACUAGCUCCCUGUGUUAGGUAUGUAAUCGUGAACGCAGAGGAAGGGUUUGGAAAAGCUACCUUAACACAGAGACAUGACCUACCCACGUUUGUACUUACAUAAAGUCAGACUGAACACCAAAGUGGAUAAAAAUGGCUCCAAUGCUUACACUCACACCAGUAUCAAAGAUAAAAACUCACUAUGGUAGAGUUCUAUCUGCCUUGUUUAAUUUCCGAGGAAAUUAAUGCGCGAACUUGGAGUAAAUCUUUUGAAACGGGCCUUUUCAGGCACGCUCCAAAUUUUGAUAUGAAUAUUUGAGCUGAAAUCCAUCAGCAACUGCGGAAUAGCCGCUUAAUAUUCACAAACCGCCAACGGGCAGCCAGUAGUAUAGAACCGUGUAAUGAUUUUUACCUCACUAAAAACACAGGUAUUAGCUAAUACCUGUGUUGUUAGUGAGGUAGAAAUCAUUACAGAGUUCUAUCUGUUAAAAUACGGUUUCUCUUCAAUCUGUACGCUUGUGUCGAACAACGUAAAGGCGCGCUCGUUGAAUGCGAAAUUGUGGUUGUAUGAGAGAUGACAAAAACUUUUGGCUAUUUUAAGCGACUGUCUGGAUGAGAUGCGAUAAACCCUCGAGGUAAUGUUGAUUAUAUCUAGUUCACUUGAGUGGGCAUACUGAUAUGAGUUGGAGCACUGAAAAAAAUGAGUUCCAACCUAAUCGUAGUAGACUGUGUCAAUCGACAACUCGCAUACUUUCCAGAUUUCCGAUUUUUAUUUCUGAAGUCCGAUGCAAAAGCGACUUUCUCUAACAUUCCGGUUUUGCUAUGGAAUGAUUAGCAGGUGGUAAUAGGGGUUUUACGGCCGGGGCCUAUGUAUGCAUAGAGGAAUGGCAAAAUAAUUAUAAAUAGUUGGUAAAUCCGUUCUUUUGUGCGGAAAAGUUUUAAUGCAUUAACAUAUAGCAAUCGAACUUGAACUGAACUAAAACCAACUUAUGUAAGUAAAAUAGGUAUUCCUCGCAUGCCACAGAUGUUUGGGGUCCUUCACCCGAUCCUUACCUUGAACUGAUACAUAAAUCGCAUGCGCUGCGAAGCACAGAACACGGAGACUCCGUUUGAACUCCCUGAAGAGUACUGCUGCGGAACUCAGUUUUGGAGCAGUGAUCUGUUGGUCCCAAUCCACGUUAGUUUUUCCUGACGAAGUGUCCCCUCAGCCCAAAUCAAGUGCAGGUUAUUUUAAAAGGAUCUAACUCAAACAGAUGAUACGGGUUUCCGUGCAAGUAUAUCUAGGUAAUUUAACAUAUGGUUACAGUGGCACUGUUUAUACAAACGAAACUGUGCUCGCUCGCUACAACUGCUAACUUUUAACGUUGUGAAACUCCCUUCUUUACUUGGAUGACCAAAAAGCAUCCAUCUAUUGAAGGGACUGUAACAAAGAUGAUCAGAUAAAAAGUGUCUCUGGUCUUCCGCAUUUCCGAGGGAUAAGAUGAUAUGAGCCGUCUUUUUCGAACAGAAGUAAAUGGAACACUGGCCGAUACCUGCCUCAUGAAAGCAGAUACAGCAUAUUCACAGAGAAACUUCAGUUUAUUAGCAGACUAAAAGCCUGAAACAAUAAAUGUCCCAUUAGUUCCAGCUCAUUUCAUGAAUCAGUGGGAUAAGAGCUCUGAUACAUCUGACCGACCGAUAAACCGUAUCUGCGGAUCGUCUGCGUCGUGAUAAUGAUCGUAGAUUGUGCUCAGGACUAUGCUAAAAUGAAUGGAGGCAGAAUAAGUCAGAAAAAGUGUUGCAUCGAAUUACCCUCGUUAACUAUCCGAUAUUAUAAUGAGACGGUGACUUUGUUCUAAUUUUCCAUAGUUCUUUUUCUUUCCAUUCUUUUAGAUAUUUUUUAUCUUGCUCAUCUGACAGCUUAUAGGGUUGCGCGCUCGGAAGGCUCAGCUUGUGUCCUGGUUUGAAGACCCAGACAGGGUGGGUAGGCUUCGUUUGCUGGGUGGUGUUGACCCCAGCCAAUCAGAACUGUGGGUCAUUCUGGGCAAGUUGGAGAAGCGUUUAUCAAUCAAGGAGGAGGAUCUUUCAGAAAAAAAUCUUAUCUACGAAGCAGUCUGUCGUCUUGUGGAUGCUUUGCGUGUGAAAACUGACGCCAGCCGGUACGCUUUGUUGUGGUAACUUACCAGACACCCUGUCCCCUUGUUUUCGCCGGUACUCAUUCUGCAUUAUUACUGGCUGCACCAUCCAACUGCCUGGGAAAGAGCUAGACUAAGCUACAGGGCACAACGAUACGAGGUUCCAUACUACAGCUGGCUCAACCAACAUGCCUUCCACGUUAGUUAACAUUCCAUUUCUCAGCAGACAGAAUAAUGCAUCCGCCGCUUAAUGCUAGAACGUUAGGCUUAACGUGCAAUUGUAGGUCAUCUAAACUUGAGACUGGCGGGGUCUGAUAAGCCUGAAUUGUUCAUUCCAGCCGCAUUUCUCUGUGUCGGUACUUUUUAUGUACAUAUUACUCGUUGCAAUGCGAGUGUCUGUAAGGUCUCUAGACUGGACUGCAAAGCGCAAUGAGACGAGCAUGCUCCGCAUUGUAAUUACACCGUCCUAAAACUCUCAGGUUGGCGGGGAAGACGGGUUGCCCGUUAGCUUAGCUGUUGGCCACGCGGCGCAUCCACAGGUGGUGGAUAGUAGGAUGGCUUUCAAUGAAGGUUAACUGCGUAAUAAAUAGACUCGGGUCUGGCGAAUAAGUAGUCGCGGACCAGUAACGACAGUGGUAGCAGGGUGCGGAGGGUUGAGGUCCGGCACGCUGAAAGCCUUAUAAAAAAGCCGCAAAGCCCUAUGACGGCAUUGGGACAUGAUGACCGUGAACCACCAUUCAAUAAAAUUGUUUGCCACCGCAGCCAUGCGGUUAGGCUUUUAAACCAAGGCGCUAGAGCAAACAACCUUGAACAAACAAUCCGUGCGGCUGUUGGGAACCCGCCUGCACUCAAUAUUCCCAAGAAACCUCGUGAAAUUUAUCCGACUAAAGUAUUACGACCCACACUAUGGCGUCCGCGGAAACCGACGCGUCCCGUGACCCUGGUCCAGUGCUGAGGGCGAACAGUAUGCGAGCUGCACUACUCAAUCGAGGACGGACUCUCGGUAUUGGAUGCUGGAAUGUGCGAACUUUCCUGUACCCCGGUACCCAAAGUCUGACCGCACGCAGCCUUAAUCAGUACAACGUGGAUGUCUGCUGUCUGUUCGAAUUCCUGCCUCAGGCUCUAGGGAAAUGAAGAUCUCUGUAGUCAACUCACACUUCAUCCUGUUCCACACGUGGCUUUUUGGUAGACACGGUGUGCCAUUCGCCCUAUCGCAACAAGCCGGCCUCGCGUUACUUGCUUGGGAACCAGUCAAUGGCCGGAUGGUCUACGGGCAACUGAAGGGUCACUUCGUGAACAUUUCUAUCAUUUCUGUGUAAGCACCAACUUCAGCUGCCGAACAGCGCAAUAAAGAGGCGUUUCACUUGCAGUUGCUACUGUUAAUUGAAUGACCCCCUCACCGCGAUCUGCUAAUUUUAUCCGGGAACUGGAAUGGCCGAACCAGACCUGACGACCCUACAAGCAGCCAUCUUUUUGGCUGCUUUCCGUUUGGUUCGUGCUGUGACAAUAGCGAGUGAUUACUGAACUUUGCUGAUAAGGACCGACUGCUUGUCACGAACAUAUGCUUUCAGCAUCGCAAUAAAAAUCUACUGACCUGGUAUUCAGACGAUGGUCAUACGGCCAUUCAGGUCGUUUACAUUAUAGUCAACUCAAGGUUUCGCAGCUGGAUUCACUAUAGUGCAUCGACGCAUGGUGCCGAGACUGGUAACGCCCAUGGGUUGGACCAUGUUCUCGUUCGUACAUGGUUGAAAGUUCACCUCUCAUCUGCACCAAAAAUGCCACGUGCUAGACGCCUCGAUGUCGCAAAAAUUAGGCAAACCGGUAUUGUCGAGGCCCUGAGCAGAGAAAUUCGGUCUUGUUUUACGAGCCGAGCCGACGGAGAGCGCAUUAGCCAAUGUUCGUCAAUGAAAUCAUCUAUGGGGCAGCUGAAAAAGUCCUUGGAUAUUCCCAUCGACGCUGCAGUAACUGGAUCAAAGGAAGGAACCUGGAGUUGUCUGCCCAGACGACUCGACCCAGCUCCGUAGUGCUGAUUCCUUCCGUCAAAUCUGGAAGAUGAUGGCAUAGUCGACCAGGGAUGACCUAGGGAAACAUGAGACUGAAAUAGCUACAUCCAUGGAGCAGGUCUCGAAAGUUGGUGACACUCGGUAAGAUGUGGUUUGGUAGCUCCACCUGAUGGACACAAUACUGUUGGGAUUGGAGUUAAGAGUUAGGGUUUGGAGUUAGGAUUAGGGACUACGGUUAGGGGUUAGGGUUAGGGGUUAGCGUAACUAUUUCUCACCCAUUCAAAGUACAACCGCGCAUUCCCAAUGGCUUUUCUUUUGUAUGCAACUACUUGACCUCGUCACCUGUGCGUUCCCCGGCCCCACCUGUUAAAAACCCUAUUACCACCGGUCCCGUACUAGAAGUGACCGGGGUUUGCUUUCUUCAGGUGGGGCUACCAAACCACAUCAGACCGAAAACUCUACCAACUUAUCCACCAAGUUAGUGGUAGGCCCUCUGCACUGAGUGACUCUGUUCGCUACGUGAACGGCGGCUUUAUUGCUGACAACUCGGCCAAAGUCGGACGCUGGCGUGAGCACUCUGAGCACCAUCUCAACUUCGAUGCCCAACCCACCCCGCUCUUGCUUUCCUCUGCAGCGGAGUUCCUCCCCUAG